CUCUGACUCUGCGGACUUUGUUGUUCGCUGCGCUUGCCUCCAUAGUCUAUAACUACUACCUUGUCCGACCCGCGGAUCACCAAAACGACCUAACUAUACAGUCGUACCUCAACAGAAUAAACAGCUUUCCCUCUUCCGAUUAUAGAUACUGAUAGCAGCUGCUGGACUACCUGCCCCAACCACCAUCUCCCAGAAGGAGCUCACCGCCAUGGCCGUCAGUAUCACGGACGACGAAUUAUUUACGAGGGCUAUCUCUGGCUACCGGGACGCCUUUUUGGUUCAGCACUCCCACCUUUCGGAAUCGGAACGAAAUCAUCUCUGGAGCCAACGUCUCAGUCAAUUCAUGACCGUCACAGCCCCUCAAGAUGUCUCUACGAACGCUUCCGACAUGCUCAACGCCGGCAACGCUUCGCCUCCAGACAGCAUCGGAAAGAGGACACGACAAGACGUACCCCGGACGAUCCCUUCUGGAAUUCCACCGGCAAAGCGGCGUGCCACCACUCCGGAACUCCCCGUUGCUAUUGACCUGACGCGUGACUUGUCACACGCUUCGUCGCCGGCAGCCCCUCAGAUGAACCAGAGACCGUCGACGACGAUAUCUCGGACUGGAACUUCUCCCAUCGCCAGCAAAGGCUCCGCGUCGCGAGCGGCCGGUAUGGUUCGCUCGCGGAGCCAGCAACUCCCGGUCCCUCACCGCCAACAGUCAAUAGCGGCAGCACGACAAUCUUCUGGACCGCAACGAUCGCAACUCCGUCUCGACAAUGUCGACGAGUACUCCCCGUUGGAGUACACUCAGCAGUGUCUGGAGGAUCUCCAGGCCCAGGGUAUGAGUGUCCCUGUCGACACCGGUUCUGCCGGUGUGCAACAGACUCAGCAAUUCCAGCAGCCCGUCUUUGGCGGCCUUUCUUGCUCACCUAUGUCAGAUCAACUGACGGUCGCGACGACCGCCGCAACUGAGAUGAGUCGCAGUGCGACUACAGAGUCAUUGUGCGGAGGAAUUGGCAUGGUUAGAUUCGACUCCACUGGAUCGAAUCUUGAAAGCAAUUUCGAUUUUCCUUUUUCUUCUUCUGAUUUCGCGAACAAAUCAUCCCCUCAAGAGGUCCAUUUUCCGACCUCUAUUUCUCAUUCUCAUCGAAACAUGAAUCAUGUUCAGUUUCCCUUAUCCGAUUCUACACCUCUUUUCUUUUCCAGUUCUGCCCCUACCCCUGGCACAUUUCAUAGCCCUCUCAGUUCUGCUCCUUUGUUGCCACCUUCAUCUGCCUCUGUGGAGAUGAAGCAUUCCCUGUCUGUCGAAAGCGACAGUUCGUCUACAUCACAGCAGUCAAGGGCUGCUCGGAGGACUCAAGAACAGAUUGUUCAGGGCGCACGACCAAUCGCCCCUAAGCUGCAGAGUAACAGCAAACCAUCGAAACCAACUGAGCAGCACAAGAUGAUCCGCAUUGCUUCUGAAGACGGCACCUCGAAAGAGGUUGCUGCCAUUCCCAAGGCGUCUUUCCAGCGCCCGCCUCGCCCCAAGACGUAUUGUACCCUUUGCACCGACCAGCCUGAUGGCUUUCACGGUGAGCACGAACUUCGACGACAUAUCGAACGUGUUCACUCGGUCGUGCGCAAGGUUUGGGUCUGCGUUGACAUCUCGCCCGACAAGACGUUCCUUGCCAACUGCAAGGCGUGCCGCAACGGGAAGCGUUACGGCGCCAACUACAAUGCGGCCGCACACUUGCGACGGACUCACUUCAACCCGUGCCAGCGGGGGCGGGGAGGACGUGGCAAGGACAGCGAGAAGCGCGGGGGCAAAGGUGGUGGAAAUCACCCGCCCAUGGAGGUCUUGAAGCACUGGAUGGAGCAAAAAGAAGAGAUUGUGCUGGAGAACGCGCAGAACUUUAUCGAUGAAGAUGCGCUGGGUGAAGAAAUCAAUGCAAUUCCUCAGCAGCCAUCCGCCAUCAUAGGUUCGGCUUACCCUCCAACGACGACAACAACAACGUCGGAUUUCACGCAGGACGCGACUUUCGAGUAUGAGCCGCCGUCGUUGGGCUGGGAUCCAGCCAUGGGUAACGGGUAUGACACGUUUAAUGCACUUCCCACGGUGAACAUUGGUUCAUCGUUUGACAACCCUUUCUAUGUCGAACCUCAGCAGAUGCCUGCUGAGAUCGAACAGUAUGUUGCAUGAUCUGCUGUAGAACAGCAUGCUUUAUUGACUUACGAAGUUUUCUUUUUUCUUUUUUCUUUUCAUCUUCUAAUUUUUCUUUUUUCUUCUCUUCUCUUCUCUUUUCUCUUCUCAUCUCCUUCUUAUUUCUAUUCGAUAUUGUGGUUCAUUUGGAACUCUUAUU
Paecilomyces variotii is the source of this 2327-nucleotide messenger RNA. RefSeq lists its product as hypothetical. The record is from RefSeq and is a predicted model, not a curated record. Lineage: Eukaryota; Fungi; Ascomycota; Eurotiomycetes; Eurotiales; Thermoascaceae. The transcript has 3 exons. Bases 209 to 2167 code for a protein of 652 amino acids.